CUUAUUAAAUAGAUAGAGCUUGUUGUGUUGAUGGACGUGAAACAGUUGAUAGCGAAGGGCGAGGAUGUGGCGGACCAGGUGUUGCGACAAAGCAAACACGUGAUGCCCCACGUGGCCAGAGUAUUCCUACUCAGCACAUUCAUCGAGGACGGGUUCCGAAUGUGGUUUCAAUGGGGCGAACAGAAGGAUUACAUGAACAGUGUUUGGAACUGUGGUGAGUUCUUGGGCCACGUGUUCGUGUUUGUCAACUUAGUGGGCCAACUCAUCCCCAGUGGAUUCAUCAUAUCCAGAAAGUUCGCAGAGUACAAUCUAUACGUGCUGUUUAGCAUUGUAGUUAUACAGACAUUCGCAUACCACAUCAUUUACGAAGUCAGAUUUCUUAUGAGGAAUUUAGCGUUAAUCGGCGGUCUUUUGCUGCUGAUGGCCGAGUGCAAACACGAGUCGAAGAGUCUGUUCGCGGGCAUUCCUUCCAUGAACUCCUCCAUGCAGCCCAAGACAUACUUCCAACUCACUGGUCGAAUCCUCCUCAUCCUCAUGUUCAUCAGUCUGUUCCACUUCGACCUACACGUUAUUAGACUCCUGGUCAUGGUGUUCGAAGCAGCCCUGAUGACUUUAGUAGCUGUGGGUUACAAGACAAAACUAUCCGCACUCAUUCUCUCUGUAUGGCUGUUUCUAAUGAACUUUUACUUCAACAACUUCUGGUCAGUACCAUACGGAAGAGUCUAUCGAGAUUUCCUCAAGUAUGACUUUUUCCAGACCCUUUCAAUAGUUGGGGGACUUCUAAUGGUCGUCGCCCUAGGCCCUGGAGGCGUUAGCAUGGAUGAGCAGAAAAAGAAAUGGUAGUUUGAUCACAAAGUUAUUCACGCUUUGCAUAAGCGCGGGCUUAGUGCGUAAUAGUUCAACAAAAUGAGGGUCUUUUUACUAAUUCAGACCAGAUUCGGAGGUCUGAAAAUUUGCAAAUAAAUUAAGUUUCAUGAAUCUGAUUACUUGAACGUAAUCGAGGGGUGAAAUUUUCGAAACAAUGUUAAGCAAAUGAGAUUCGAUCUGAUCUAUUAAAUAAUUUUGGAAGGAACUAGUAAAUUGACCUAAAAACGUAACUUAGUCAAGAAAUACCCAAUAAUUACAUGUACAUAUUAUUUGUUUUAUCAUGUGGAAAAGUGUCUAUAAAUCUCAUUUUAUGAACAUAUAAUACCAAGUCAACAGAAGUUUUUACAGGGUUGAAACUUUUUUGCUGAAUAUUUAUGCAAUUUUGUUGACUAUUCUACUAAGUCUGAUGUUAAUGUAACUUGGUGAGUAAUCCACUAAGUUUGGUCGAUAUUAUUCUUCAUAUUUGCGUUUUGUGCUUAAAUUGUAGCCUGAGCUUACGUGCAGCAAUUCUUGGUUAUAUAAUGAAUUAUCAGUUUCAUAAACAGUAGAAAUGGAGUCUUAUUAUUAUUUUUUCUAGGUCGUUGAUCAUGAAGGAUCUGGGUAUAAAAAUUAUUCUGACCGAGUUUAUUGUUUGUGUAAUGAAAGUGCACAAAUAUAUUUAUGAUAUGUGUUUUAUUGCAUAUGCCGUGCCAUUAAUGUUUGAGAUGUGUUAAAAUUGUGGUUGAAGUGUCGCUUUUUUUAAAACGGGCUCAGUUGUUUAUAUAAAUUAAUUGUUCAUCAAUAUCACUGUUGCAGUUAAACUUUAGUACUUUAAUGUUGAAUUCAAAGUUUAAAUCAAUUGAUAUGCUACCUUUUUGUCCCAGGCGAAUUUAUGAUAAAUGGUUUCUCGAAUGUAUUGUCAUAUUCGCUGGAAAAUAAAUAUUUAGAAGUGAA
Symsagittifera roscoffensis is the source of this 1800-nucleotide messenger RNA. Its product is annotated as surfeit locus protein 4-like. Gene Ontology annotation, biological process: Golgi organization. Lineage: Eukaryota; Metazoa; Xenacoelomorpha; Acoela; Convolutidae. Gene Ontology annotation, cellular component: endoplasmic reticulum-Golgi intermediate compartment; endoplasmic reticulum; membrane. The record is from RefSeq and is a predicted model, not a curated record. Bases 31 to 843 code for a protein of 270 amino acids. The transcript is spliced from 6 exons.